UUCAAACAAUAUUUUGUUGAAAUUUAAAAAAAGAAGACGAGUGUUACCUAACCUCAAAAUUUUAUUUGUAUCUAACCUUUAAGAAAAUAUAAAUAGGGGUGUAUAAUUUAGUCGUAAUAAUGCAGAAUUCUACAGAGUGUCAAUUACAAAUUAGAUUUAUAACUAAACAAGAAAUUUAUGCAGUUCCAGAUGUACCCCUUUCAGUACCCCAAGCGAUAGAUACGAGUUCUUUAAAUGCAUUAAUAAAUCAGUUAUUGAAAGAAAGUAAUUUCGAUUAUUUGAAACCGAUAGAAUUUGAUUUUCUUGCAAUUGGGGAACUAUUGAGAGUUCCUCUUAUUAACCAUUUACAAGAACGGAAUGUAUCAACAGAAACUACUAUAGAUAUUGAAUAUUUAGAAAGAACUCCAGCUCCGGAACCAAAAAAUUCCUUGUUGCAUGAUGAUUGGAUAUGUGGAAUAGAAACAUUGGACAAAUGGAUAUUAACAGGAUGUUAUGAUAACUCCAUAAAUAUAUGGACAACACAUGGAAAACUGAUAAAAUCUUCAAAGGAACACAAAAAUAUGGUAAAAUCUGUUACAUGGAUAGAUAAAUCUGAUGCUAGUAAAGGAUUUAUCAGUGUAUCUCAUGAUUUAACAGCAUUGGUGUGGUCAUUUCAGCCUGGUACUGAUAAUGUAACACCAAAAGCAGUUUUAAGGGGUCACGAAAGAGGUAUAGAUAGUGUUGGUGUCAGUCCAAAUGCAUUAAGAAUAGCAACUGGAGGUUGGGAUACAAAUUUAAAACUAUGGACUACAAGUUUGGAAGAAGAGGCAAAUGAACCAGCACACAAAAAGAGCAGAAAUAAUAACAGUGUGAUAACCAAAACACCGAUUAGUACUCUUAAAGGGCAUAAAGAAACUGUUUCAGAUAUAAACUGGAUUGAUAAUUAUGUAGUAUCCACCAUUUCAAUGGACCACACUAUUAAAUUUUGGGAUGCCGAACUAUGUGGUAUAAAGAAUGAAAUUGUCGGUCAAAAAGCAUAUCUCAGUUCCUCUUGGUCGCCAUUAUCAAAUGCGCUCUUGGCUUCAUCUGCAGAUAGACACAUCCGUUUAUACGACCCAAGAUCUACAGAAGGAUCUUUAUGUAAAACCACUUUUACGUCCCAUACUUUAUGGGUUAGUUCUGUGAUGUGGUCGACAUAUGAUGAGCAUUUGUUUUUGUCUGGAGGAUACGAUUCUGCUGUGAAAAUGUGGGAUACUCGAAGUCCUAAAGCACCUCUUUACAAUCUACAAGGACACGAGGGACAAGUUUUAAAAGUGGAUUGGUCAAACAGGAAAUACAUGGUGUCAGGGGGUAGUGAUAAUAGUGUACACAUUUUUAAGAAUAAACAUAUUUAAUAAAAUAGGUUACAAAAACAAAAA
Molecule: messenger RNA, 1397 nt
Organism: Diorhabda sublineata
Lineage: Eukaryota; Metazoa; Arthropoda; Insecta; Coleoptera; Chrysomelidae
Product: ribosome biogenesis protein WDR12 homolog
Exons: 5
Coding region: 120-1373 (417 amino acids)
Biological process (GO): ribosome biogenesis
Cellular component (GO): preribosome, large subunit precursor
Molecular function (GO): protein binding
Source: RefSeq, a predicted model, not a curated record